Messenger RNA from Erigeron canadensis, 882 nucleotides. Its product is annotated as ATP-dependent DNA helicase PIF1-like. The transcript has a single exon. Bases 1 to 882 code for a protein of 293 amino acids. NCBI's taxonomy places the organism in Eukaryota, Viridiplantae, Streptophyta, Magnoliopsida, Asterales, Asteraceae. The record is from RefSeq and is a predicted model, not a curated record.
AUGGAGUUACAGCAUGGCUGUCCAUCUAAUGAAAUUGCAGAGACAAAAGCAUUUGCUGAAUGGAUUCUUAAGAUUGGUGAAGGAAAAAUCGGCGACAGCAAUGAUGGUGAAGAUAUUGUUGAAUUUCCAGAUGAUGUGAUAAUUCGCUCUGCGGGGGAUCAUAUUCAGUCAAUUACAUCAGUCGUUUAUCCAGCUUUUGAAGAUCAUCUUAACGAUCCAACCUAUUUUCAAGAUAAAGCCAUUUUGGUCCCCACCAAUGUAGAAGUUGAUGCGAUAAAUGAAUACAUGUUAGGAUUGAUGAAAGAGGAAGGCAAAACUUACUUAAGUUCAGCUUCCUUAUGUGAAACAGAGUCUCCGGAUGAUUUUAAAGAAUCCUUUUACGCUCCUGAUGUUUUGAAUGGUUUCAAAGCUUCUGGGAUUCCCAACCAUAAACUUACACUUAAAGUUGGUGUUCCCGUUAUGCUGUUGCGUAACAUUGACCAGAGAAAAGGACUUUGCAAUGGGACCAGGUUGCAGAUUGUAAGAAUGGCACAACAUGUUAUCGAAGCCAGAAUCAUAUCCGGUAAACACUUCAAUGAGAUAACGUAUAUACCUCGCAUGAAGUUGGUUCCGUCUGACAAACGAAUUCCUUUCCGGUUUCAAAGAAGACAAUUCCCUCUGUCCGUUUGUUUUGCGAUGACCAUAAACAAAAGUCAAGGGCAAUCCUUGUCCAAUGUAGGAUUAUACCUCCGUAGACCCGUCUUCACACAUGGUCAGCUCUAUGUUGCAGUCUCUCGUGUCACAAGUAAACGAGGCUUGAAAGUGUUAAUUUGUGAUGAGGGGGGCCAUUCUACUAAUAAAACAAAAAAUGUCGUUUACAAGGAGGUCCUACAAAACUUAUAG